AUGACUGUUGCAGUGGGAGGCGUUGGCGAGGGGGCACACCCGACGUUCCUCAAGGCUCCCAAGGACCUGAGUAUGUUCAACGACGCGGGCAAGUAUGUACUGACGAGCCUGAUGCGGAAGUAUAGGCGCCUCGCGCUGACCGGAGCGCCGAAGACGGUGGACGAGAUGACGGGCCGUGCAGACCCAUCUUUCUGUGGCUCGGCCCAGCUACGUAGGCUUUUGUCUCCCUACGUCCUCAACGCCCGGACGACACCUGCUCUGUCUCCAAAACGUCCCUACGUUCAGGAUGUGGCUCGCGUCCAAGGUGUCACGCCCAUUCCCCGGCCCACUGGUGUGCACUAUAAUACCAAGGACGUUCGCGGGAAGAUGGGCCUUUCUAGCGAGGAGUACUACGCCAUAAAACACGACGUCCGCGCCCUCACUCGCGUAGCUGGCCUCAAUUACCUUGACGACUUUCGUCGACAUGACAAGCAGAAGCUCGCAUGGAUCAGGCGCGAGGCUGCAGCCAGGCACCCGGUUCUCCGGGACUACGUGGACCAGUGGCCGGUGAUGCUGAUGGCGGGAAUGUUCUUGUACGCUGCGAGGGGACAUGCACGCAGGGUCGGCACCCUCCCCCCGGGGCUUCGGAAGAGGGGCGGCGUGCGUGGAGGUCUCAGCGACGCCAAAGCCGGAGCGACCGCUCGUCCUCAAGCCCAAGACUCUGCGCCUGGUCCCCGUGCGCAGGGUCUUCCUCGCAAACUCAUCCUCCGACCCCGUGUCAAGAUGAGAGACACCUUACCCAGCCUGCGCAGCGCGGCAGGCCUCGCACCCGCCACGUUUGUCCAGAUACGGGCCGACGCAGCCAAGCUCGUUGAAACGCUUGAGCUCGACCCCUGGAUCAACUGGACGAAACAAGACAAGGACAAGAUGCAGUCGUUUCGGCGGCAGAUCGCAGAGAAGCACCCGGUUCUCGAGAAGCACGAGGGCCAGUGGCCGGCACUCGCCUUCGCGAAAAUGCACAUAAAAGUCAUCAGGACACGGCUGCGCGAUGGACGGGUGCGCAAGAUGGAUGCACUCCCAAAAGAGACGGACACUUCAUCACGUACCUUGGACAUUUAG
Molecule: messenger RNA, 1098 nt
Organism: Epithele typhae
Lineage: Eukaryota; Fungi; Basidiomycota; Agaricomycetes; Polyporales; Epitheliaceae
Exons: 7
Coding region: 1-1098 (365 amino acids)
Source: RefSeq, a predicted model, not a curated record